Messenger RNA from Oikopleura dioica, 354 nucleotides. The record is from the annotation of a GenBank genome assembly. NCBI's taxonomy places the organism in Eukaryota, Metazoa, Chordata, Appendicularia, Copelata, Oikopleuridae.
AUGUACAGCUCUAAGCUCAACGCUCCUUGCUCUGAGAACGAAAUAGGUCAUUAUAACGUCUACGGGCGAGAAAACGAGCAGACAGGUGAGAACUUGCUCGUCUGCGCGGAUGACAUCGGAACUUGUAAACGACAGAGAUGCGAGUGCGAUCUCUCCUUGGCGGAGAAGCUGGCCGGUCUUGAACCUGAGUGGAAUAUCCAAAACCACCGGAAGUGGGGCCAGCCGCCAUUCAACUGGGAGCGAAGAUGUCUCAAACAUUCAGGCACCACGAACCGUAACCGAUUCCGGAAGCGAAAACACAUCACAAAUAUCAUUUUCUUUAGAAAUCGAGCGACUGCGCGGGGCCGCGCCUAG